UUUCAAAAUAGCCGUUCAAUAAAAUUUUGAAAAAUUAUAGUUAGAAAAAAAAAACCCAUAUUACGAUCUCUCUCUCUCUCGUCACUGACGCAGAAAAAUUUCAAGCACAGCCUUCUUCUUCUUCUCCUUCUCCUUCAAUCUCAUUAACAACCAAUAAAAUUUUGGGUUUUUUGCGUUGUUUCUACAGUAUUAGAUCUGAUCGUGAAUUUUUUACUUUCACUCUUUUUUUUUUUUAAUUUUAUUUUUUAACCUCUGCACAGAUCUCGUUAUUUCUCUUCGAUUCCAUCUGAAAUUUGGUGGAUUGGAGUUGUGUUUUAGACGAAUAAUUUUUUCAUGUUCUGUUUUGGAUUCGAAUUUUCUUCUCCUGCCUUGUUAAAUAGAUCUUGAAAAUUGGCUCCGCAAAAGCGCUCGCAGCGCCACAUGGGCGGCCAGAUGCAGCAGAGCAAUGCUGCUGCGGCGACCGCUCUGUAUGAUCAUGCCAGCGGUGGGCCUCUGAAUAAUGCAGGCCCCGCAAGCGAUGCUGGCGAUGCGGUCAUGGCACGGUGGCUCCAGUCUGCGGGCUUGCAGCAUCUGGCCUCUCCCUUGGCUACGACGGGCAUCGAUCACCGUCUCCUUCCUAAUCUCCUAAUGCAGGGUUACGGAGCACAAUCUGCUGAAGAAAAGCAGAGGCUUUUCAAGCUAAUGAGAAACCUCAAUUUCAAUGGAGAAUCAGGUUCUGAUCCUUACACACCAACUGCCCAAACUUCAGCUGGUAUGGCUGUAUCAGAUGGUUUUUAUUCUCCAGAGUUCAGGGGUGAUUUUGGAGCUGGCCUUUUAGAUCUUCAUGCUAUGGAUGAUACAGAGCUUCUAUCCGAGCAUGUCAUCUCCGAACCUUUUGAGCCAUCGCCAUUUAUGCCUGGUGGUUCAAAAGGAUUUGAUGACUUAAAUGCAAACCAGCAAAGAGAGCAAAAUAAUCCUGAUCCGUCUGCUCCAUCUACCACUAAUGAAAAGGAGAACAACACUAGGGAAAAUAAUGUGGCUAAAAUUAAAGUUGUGGUACGUAAAAGACCUCUUAACAAGAAGGAGAUUGCUCGAAAGGAAGAUGAUAUUGUAACUGUAUCUGAUAAUGCUUUAACUGUUCAUGAACCCAAGCUAAAGGUGGAUCUGACUGCAUAUGUUGAGAAGCAUGAAUUUUGUUUUGAUGCUGUUCUGGAUCAGCAUGUCAGCAAUGAUGAGGUUUAUCGUGUUACUGUGGAGCCAAUUAUUCCCUUCAUUUUCCAGCGAACAAAAGCUACAUGUUUUGCAUAUGGUCAGACAGGUAGUGGUAAGACGUUCACCAUGCAACCAUUGCCUCUAAGAGCUGUGGAAGACCUUGUUAGAUUGUUGCACCAGCCAGUUUAUCGAAAUCAGAGAUUUAAACUGUGGCUUAGCUUUUUUGAAAUAUAUGGUGGAAAACUCUUUGAUCUUCUCAGUGAUAGAAAGAAACUUUGCAUGAGAGAAGAUGGCCGACAACAAGUUUGUAUUGUUGGCCUGCAAGAAUUUGAAGUUUCUGAUGUACAGAUUGUUAAGGAAUACAUUGAGAAGGGAAAUGCAGCAAGAAGUACAGGAUCUACUGGUGCUAACGAGGAAUCUUCAAGGUCACAUGCUAUCUUACAGCUUGCUGUUAAGAAGCACAGUGAGGUAAAAGACUCCAGGAGGAAUAAUGAUGGGAAUGAGUCUAAAAAUGGAAAAUUGGUUGGGAAAAUUUCUUUUAUUGAUCUUGCUGGUAGUGAACGAGGUGCUGACACCACCGAUAAUGACCGACAAACAAGGAUUGAAGGUGCUGAAAUUAACAAGAGCCUUUUGGCCCUUAAGGAAUGCAUUCGUGCUCUGGACAAUGACCAGAUUCAUAUACCAUUUCGCGGAAGCAAACUCACAGAAGUACUCCGUGACUCCUUUGUUGGAAACUCUAGGACAGUUAUGAUCUCUUGUAUUUCUCCAAAUGCAGGCUCAUGUGAACAUACACUCAAUACUUUGAGAUAUGCAGAUCGGGUUAAAAGUCUUUCAAAAAGUGGAAACCCAAGAAAGGACCAGCCUGUAAAUUCAUUACCUCCAACUAACAAGGAUGUAUCAUCAGCAUCAUCUUUGCCUGCUGAUGUAGAUGAUGUUUUUGAACAACAAGAGGUGAAAGCAGUGGAUACAGGUAGAAAGGUGGUAGAAAAAGAAACUUUUUCUUACAAUCCUACUACUGAUUUUGACAAACAGCCCUCAAGUUUUACUUCAAGUUAUCCCUUGAGUGGACGAGAAGAAAGUGGGUCUUCUGGCUCUGUGGAUAGGGAGAAGAUUGAAAUUAGUAAUUCUUAUUGUGGUUCUACAAGUCAAAAAGUCCAGUCACCAUGCUCCCAAAACUCUGUGGAUACAGAAGAGAAGAUGCAAAAGGUGUCACCACCUCGUAGGAAAGGACCUAGGGAGGAAAAAUCGGAAAAGCUUGGCAACUGGUUGAAAAAGGAUAACAAUGGUUCUGAUCUUCCUUCUACAAACUCUAGGCAGCUGAAUACAGGAAACUACAAUACUGGAUUGCGACAGCAUGAACCUGAUCCUCCUUCAGAUGGGAAUAUCGAUGCCAUACUUGAGGAAGAAGAGGCCCUAAUUGCAGCUCAUAGAAAAGAAAUAGAGGAUACAAUGGAGAUUGUUCGUGAGGAAAUGAAACUGCUCUCAGAAGUUGACCAACCAGGCAGUCUCAUUGAUAGCUACGUGACCCAGUUAAGCUUUGUGCUCUCACGCAAGGCAGCAGGUCUGGUUAGUCUUCAAGCUCGCCUGGCUAGGUUCCAGCAUCGACUAAAAGAACAAGAGAUCCUUAGUCGGAAGAGGGUCCCUCGUUAAUGCAGCAUUUAGUCUGUCCUCUCCAUUGAUGAGAUCUGAUCCUAUCUUUCAUGAGGCAGGGAGCCGUCUUUAGGUUUAACAAGGAUGAUCUGACGCACUACAUGCCAACAGUUGCUGUUCGGUUUUCACAUCCAGGCUUUCUUGCUUUUAGAGUGUGGUGGUGGGCAUUACUGGUGAUAGGUUUGUUAAACGUAUAAUUCUGAUGCAUCUGAUUUGUUGGGUUAAAGUUUGUGUCCUUUCUCCUCUGAAAGUUGUUAAAAAGAUGAUUGGAUUGGAAAGAAAGGGAAAAACAAAAAAUGUGAAAUAUAUAUCUGCAUAAAUCGUGUUGUGAAAUUAUUUUUCUUGCAA
This is a messenger RNA of Hevea brasiliensis (rubber tree), 3189 nucleotides long. RefSeq names its product kinesin-like protein KIN-13A. The record is from RefSeq and is a predicted model, not a curated record. Gene Ontology annotation, molecular function: ATP binding; microtubule binding; microtubule motor activity. Gene Ontology annotation, biological process: microtubule-based movement. Lineage: Eukaryota; Viridiplantae; Streptophyta; Magnoliopsida; Malpighiales; Euphorbiaceae. Bases 421 to 2841 code for a protein of 806 amino acids. The transcript has 15 exons.